Molecule: messenger RNA, 2493 nt
Organism: Ceraceosorus guamensis
Lineage: Eukaryota; Fungi; Basidiomycota; Exobasidiomycetes; Ceraceosorales; Ceraceosoraceae
Exons: 6
Coding region: 384-2375 (663 amino acids)
Biological process (GO): transmembrane transport
Cellular component (GO): membrane
Molecular function (GO): transmembrane transporter activity
Source: RefSeq, a predicted model, not a curated record
CUUGCAUGCUCACAACCUCCAACAGGGAGCAGGAGGAACGCGUUUGUGUAAACUGCCGCGCAAGAGCAAACGUGCGGCGUAGAAUUGCGGAUAGCAGUUCACGAGCAGUGGAUGGCAUCUGUAAGAUAGCUGGCCGAGCAAGGAUUCAGGACCCGGCGUGCCCAAGACUCGUCACUGCUGUCUGCUAGCCGAGUCAGACAGUGUCAGGGUCAAAGGGAGCUUUGCAAUCAAGACGAGAACAGACGGUCCGUCGGUCGGGUCCGGUCAGCUACAAGCCAAACCUUUACCUCUGAUUUUCAACGGGCCCUCUUGCAAGACUCUCCCCCACCACGUUGAGCCUCUCGCCAGUUGCCCUCUCUCGUAACCGCAUCCCCUACACCGUCAUGGACGCCACGCCUACUGCAGCGCAAGCUGCUGAUCGGACGGACACUAUGUCGCCCAAAGAUGCACAACUUUCCCAGCACGAUCACCAGCAAAGGUUCGGAUUGCUGAGUAUUGUGGGAUUAGCAUUUGCCGUGCUCAACAGUCCUACCGCCAUGUCCGCCUCCCUCUCCGUCGUGCUACCUUCCGGUGGACCCGUCUCUGUGAUCUGGGGUCUGUUUCUAUCCUUUCUCGGCGUCUUUUCCGUUGCGCUCUCGCUAGCCGAGUUGUGUUCUGCCGCUCCGACUCCCGGAGGCCCGUAUCACUGGGUCUGGUUACUUUCGCGCAUCAACGACUCGAGGGAAGAUGGUGCGGCAGCUGAAAGAGGGAGGAAGGCAUCGUUGAGAUUGACUUAUGCGACGGGAUGGAUCGCUACGGCGGGAUGGAUCUGUCUGGCUGCUACCACCUCUUCCCUAGCCGGCACUUUGAUUGUGGGAGCUAUCGCCUUGAACAAUGCCAACUAUCAAGAGCAGAGUUGGCACAUCUUUCUCAUCUACGUCGCUUUUGCUAUCGGAGCUUGGUUCGUGAAUGUCUUUGGAGCGAAAAUUUUGGAUCCGAUCAACCGUGCGGCCCUGAUCUGGUCCCUACUAGGCGUCUUUUUGAUCUUGGUCACGACGCUCUCCGUCUCCUCUCCCGUAUAUCAGCCCGCCUCGUUCGUGUUUGGAAAUUUUGCGAAUAGGACGGGAUGGCCCGACGGCGCAGCUUGGAUCUUGGGAUUGUUGCAGAGCACGUUCGGACUGGUCGGGGUGGAUGGCGUUAGUCACUUGGUGGAAGAAUUGCCUAGACCUCAUAGGAACGCGCCGCUGGCCAUGAUUCUUGCACCCAUCAUUGGAUUCCUGAGCGCCUUGGCCAUCCUCAUGACCUUUUUGUUCGUCCUUCGAGACUUUGAUGCCGUGGUGGACUCAUCAGCGGGUCCCUUGCUGGAGAUCAUCUACCAAGCAUUAGGCGGACGAGAUGUGGCCAAUCCCUCUCGGGCCAUAUUAGCAGGCAGUACAGCACUCUACGUCUUGCCCAUCAUUUCGAUGGCGUUUGCGGCCAUUGCUAUCCUGUGCGCUUCGUCGCGACAGACGCAAUCGUUCGCGAAAGAUCGAGGAUUCCCGAGAUUGCUGUCCGACUACUUGGCGAAAGAGAAUGAGAGGACAGGUACGCCCAUUUGGAGCAUCACCUUUUCUACAGCUUGGGUCAUCAUUUUUGGAUGCAUCUUUUUGGGAAGCGAGACGGCGCUCAAUUCCAUAUUGAGCGCUAGUGUAGUCUUGCUGCAGAUCAGCUACAUUUUGCCAAUCGCGUUGGUGUUGACCAAAGGUAGGAAUUGUAUGGAUGGGAUACAGCAACGUGUGCUCUUGCCACAGAGCAUCGCGCGAUCGAUCAGUGAGGUAUCGCAGGAGCAGGAGAGCCAUAACUUCCAGCACAAGAAAGAGCGAGUAGGGAGUCUUACCACAGCUGGUCGAGGGUCACUUCACUUGUCAUAUCGAGGCGCUCGACGCUUUAACCUCGACAAUGUCAGAAUCUCAUCCCUCUUCAGCAGGACAACGGCUGGAAAGGUUGCAAAAGGACAAGAGACACGUUGGCUGGCCAUCAUCAUCAACGUCUGGUCCAUCAUCUUUAGCUCCGUCACCACCGUCUUCUUCUUCUUCCCUAGCGAAUUACCAGUGAGCGGGUCGAACAUGAACUACGUCGUGGUCGUGACUUCCAUCGUCGUUCUCCUCUCCCUCUCCAGCUGGCUCAUGGAUGGACGCAGACAUUACGACGGACCUCUAUCCGCCGAUUUGCUCUCGCUCUCGCUCUCGCGCCAACAACUCUCUCAAGAUGCUGAUCGGCAAGACGUGCGCACGAGCGACAAUCGCGAUAGCCCGAAAGAAGAGACGAAGCCGAAAGGCGGCGGCGGCGGCGGCGGCGAUGGCGGGCCGACUUUGAAUGGCGCAGAGCCGCAGAUCAGGGAUUCAAAUUACGAGUAGCGGAGCGGGUAAGGGUCCGUCUGCAUCAACGAGUACUGCAAUGAAUGAGCUGGGCUGUUGUUCUUUCCCCCUUCUCUCUUUCUCUUUUUGUUGCGCCUGCUUCCGUGCUUCCAAGACA